Pseudo-nitzschia multistriata is the source of this 1909-nucleotide messenger RNA. The record is from the annotation of a GenBank genome assembly. Lineage: Eukaryota; Bacillariophyta; Bacillariophyceae; Bacillariales; Bacillariaceae.
AUAUUUUUCGACUCAUCCGAUCAAAUAAACUUCGAAUCGUAGAGAAAGACGAAGAAACUGUCGAGAUUUUUCUCUCUUUUAAAUGAAUUCAGCUCACGAUGUCUUCACUGUUGUUUCGCAUCUUGAAUUGGAAUCGUACCGUACAAUCCUGGCCACAAGAAGGAGAAUUGAAAAGAUAUCUUCUAUCCUGCAAAGACGACAAAACAAUGAUCAUUCGUGUCCGUUCAAACGUUGGAGUAUGGCGAGUGGAAGGCUUGGAUCCAGAAAAAUCCACUGGCGAGGAUGUCUUGGCCGAAAUUGCAAAGACACGACCUCACGUUGUGUACGAAAAGCCACUUUCAAGUGAUCCGGCCUGUAAACAGGCAAUAGAUACAGGUGCAACCCUGAAGUCUCAAAAUUUGAAGCAUGGUGCAAUGAUUCAUUGUCGUGUAGAUUCUUCCAGCUGCGCUACAGGCGAUGCCUCUGUCCCCGUCGUAGGAGAAAACGAAUCCGCUUCUGGUGUUGCGCAAGACAGCAGAAAUAUGAAGCGCAUCAUCGACAAAGAUGGACAAAUCAAACUAGUCCCUUCGAAUGAGGUUCGAAGUUCUAGCGACGAUAAGGGAUUCAGACGUGGAAUGAUGCCACUGCGUGACAUUAAGAUGGCUUGGACCUUGAACGAGUUCGUUGCGAUGGACUCUCAGUUUGUGUUCAAGAUGAAACGUCAGGAGCAAGCUAUUUGUUCACAGGUGUCUCUGGAUUCUCCCAGUAUCCAAAACUUUCAAUCAUAUCUACAGCGAUUCCAAUUCGCUCGAAAAAGAUUUGCCUUUUUAUAUGGGAAAUACGAGGAAUCAGACGAUUCAGGAACAAAAAAGACUAUUGUUGAAGCUAUUUAUGAACCUCCCCAAGAACCUGAUCUAGAUGCCGCCGAAGGGUUCGAGCAGCUCGAAGAUCCAUUAGAAGACAAGGUAAGAACCAUUUUUGGACACAGAGACUCCAAAUCCGCUAAUAUACCAAUUGCAAAAACUGAUGGUGCUUCAAAUUCAUCAGUCGAUACCCGUUGAUUUUUUACCUUUACUAAUACUUUUGAUACAAUUUCUGUUGAUUAGGUCGAAGAAAUCGCGAAGCUAUUGGGCUUAAAAAAGGUAGGAUGGAUAUUUGGACAUCCACCUCGAGAAGAUGGUAUCGUCUUGACCACUGCGGAAGUAAUUAUGGCAGCCGAGCUUCAACUCGAGGCUGCAGAGGGAGUCGAAGAAACGCCUUUCGUCACCAUCAAGGUUGGAAAAGGCAAAGAUGGGAACGUUGGAGUCGAAGCAUUUCAAGUGUCGCAACAAUGYAUGGCGAUGGUAGCAGAAGAGGCACUCGAAAUUGGUACCAAUCACGGAGUUUGCGAGGUCAAUGAAACAUUUACAGCCAUUCAGGAGGGGAAAGAAUCGAAAACGAUCGACAACAAUUUCUUUUUGACAGUGGUACCAAUUGUUCAGCAUACUUCUGACGUUUUUGUUUCUCAAUUUCCAAGAAUAAACCGUGACUUGGACGAUCGAGCUCCUUCAAAAGACGAAAUGAAACGACAAUUAUCGAAGAGUGGUACCUCUGGAUGGACUUUCGUUGAUCUACUGAGUGACUUCAAUCUUCUUGUUUACAUGACCCAAUAUUUGGAUAUUACCGCAGACUUUCCAAAAAUCUGCCAAUCAGUAACUGAUCGAGACGUGCCUUUGGACGACGGAUACAAGAUCAUUAUUGCUUCAAUGGCAGGAUUGGAUGGAGCAUAUUAGCUAACGAUCAUAAGCUACAUUUGAAUAGUCAAAGCUGUGUAAGACCUUCAACCGUCGUAGCAAGUGGAAAUUGCGUCAUCAUUAUUGCCAUUAUUGAUUUAAUAGCAAGAUUGGAUAGAGCAUACUACGUAUUAGCUAACGAUUAUAACUUACAUUUG